Molecule: messenger RNA, 2815 nt
Organism: Labeo rohita (rohu)
Lineage: Eukaryota; Metazoa; Chordata; Actinopteri; Cypriniformes; Cyprinidae
Exons: 10
Coding region: 92-2182 (696 amino acids)
Biological process (GO): extracellular matrix organization; positive regulation of cell-substrate adhesion
Cellular component (GO): extracellular matrix
Molecular function (GO): collagen V binding; protein binding; heparin binding
Source: RefSeq, a predicted model, not a curated record
AUGGCCUUUCAGAAGAUGCAGCCCUCAGAGUCACUGAGACAGCUGUCUCAGACAGAUCAUACCUGAACUGCAGUCUCAGUAUACGUUAACAAUGUACAAGCCUUUAGCUUUGUGUUUGUGCCUGUGUUUAGCACUUUUAACGGCCGAGGGGAAAAAAGAAAAGGGAAGAAAAGAGAGACAGAGGAGCUCCAGACAGUUCUUAUUCACUGAGGAUGUACCUGAUCAUGAAAACCCUUUCCAUCCAGGGCGUAGCAGCCAGUGCUUGGUGAACGGGAUUUCUCUGUUUGAGGGGGCUGUCUGGUCUCUGGAGCCUUGCAGUGUGUGCCAGUGUGAAGAUGGAGCCGUGAGCUGCCGAACCAUCCCCUGCCCUGCCAGAGGUUUGAGAACCACCAUCUCUCUCUCCCAGCAGAAUUCCUUGAUUAAUACUUCACCCACCCUGAAGGCUGUGGCCAGUAAGCUCAAUCCAGCAUCUGUUGGGAAAACAAGCUCGAAAAACAGACCGACAGGAAAUGGAAAACCACCUGUGGAGACGGAGGUUCUGGAGGUGAAACCAAAGAAGAACAAGAAGGUGAUCACCCCUGCAAAAGAACCACCCUCAAAUGUCCCUAAGAAGCAAGUGAAGAAAAACCAGAAGGUGAUUGUAAAUCUGGAUCCUGUAAAACCACCUAAGACUCCAGUAAUACCUAUAGAACCUCGGUUUAUCAGACCAAUCCAUUUUGAUCACGAUGACCACGAUGAUGACGACUAUCUAGAGGACGACAGUGACAGCGAUGAUGAUGACGAUGAUAGCCACAGCAUUCCGGUGUUCAGAUCUGCUGUUCGUCCUGUAGCAAUCGAAAGACGAUUAAUGCCACCCACAUUCAAACCGGCCAUACUACGAACACAACCAGCCUUUGCUCUUCCUACAAGAAAAUCUGUGAUCCUGCCCACUGGAAGGCCACUGCCAGCCCCCAGUGGGCGACCGGUGGAUCGAGGUAUUGGCCAUCCAAUCGUUCGCACCUCUAUUCAUAUGGAGUCUCUUCCAGCAGGCUGCCUGCUUGCAGAGUCUCUUAUCGCUUGUGGAAACACUCGCCUUACCCAAAUGCCCAUCAUCAAAGAUGCAGGGGUCAGGAGUCUCUUUCUAGCAGAUAACAAAAUCAGCAAGAUCCCAUCGCAUGCUCUAGCAGGUCUUCCCAAUCUGGAGUGGCUCGACCUCAGCAAGAACAAGUUGGAUGAUUUCUCCUUGGGACCGGAUGUGUUUCGGAACUUGACGAAGCUCAGAAGGUUGAACCUUGAUGGAAACAACUUCACCAAAGUGCCGGCUCUCCCUCCCUCGCUGGUGGAGCUGAAGAUCAACGAUAAUAAACUCAGUGGUCUCACUCCCCACAGCUUUAAGGGUCUGUCCCAGCUGCUGACACUGGAGUUGGAGGAUAAUUAUUUCCAUGAUGGAAAUGUCUCUCCUCUGGCUUUCAAGCCUCUCAGGAAGCUGAUUUACCUCAGGCUGGAUGAUAACAAGUUUAGGGCUAUUCCCUCUGGUCUGCCUGCUUCAGUACAGGAGCUGCACUUGUCUGACAACAAGAUUGAGGUGGUCCAUUCAGGGCUCCUCAACAAGACCACAAACCUGAGAGUCCUGAACCUCAGCCAUAACCGAAUCCGAGAGGACCGCAUUCAUCCAAGAGCAUGGAUUCACAUACUAAACCUGGAGCAUUUGGACCUUUCCCACAAUAAGCUGGUUCACGUUCCCUCAUUCCUGCCGGUUGGUCUGCGGCAGCUCAUCUUGCAUCAUAACCAAGUUGAGCGCAUUCCUGGCUAUGUGUUCGGCCACCUGCGACCCGGUCUGGACUCCCUGCAGCUGUCGUACAACCGUCUGCGUGAAGACGGGAUAAAUGAAGUGUCCUUCCUGGGCCUGUACAAAUCACUGACUGAACUUCUGUUGGACCAUAACCAGCUUAGAUCAGUCCCACGAGGCAUUCUACAGUUGAAGAACCUGCAGCACCUGAGACUGAACCACAAUUACAUCAGCUACAUCACUAUGAACUCAUUGUGUGACACUACGGCCCGUGAGGACUCCCAGCUGUUGUCUGUUCACCUGGAGUACAACCUGAUUGACCGCCGCCUCAUUCCGCCAACAGCCUUCUCCUGCAUCAAAACCUAUCAGAGUGUCCUUCUGCGACCCCAGAGAUAUGAAGAGCACCAUGAAUGAAGGCAUUUUCUGGGGCUGUAGUUUACAAUUCAAGGCAUAAUUUAGAGAUUUAAGUCAAAUGAAGAUAAAGAUGCAGCUCCCUUUUCACACCAGAGGCCUUUCAAGUUGUUUUAGUUGUGUUUUGACCAUCACUUCUCAUUGGGGCCUGCUUUACUGCAACUACAAACUCAAACUACUGUAGACAUUUCCUGUUUGACAUUAACAUUGGCUGUUUAUGCUUUAACAGAUUUGUAGAGGUUUUGCACAGAUGGUGCAAAAUGUCCAUCUUUACUGUUGCAGUUCACAUUAUAUUUUUGUGUAUGUCUGUUGUUGUUCGUUAUUAUAUGUAAAGUCUGUCUUGGUUUGUUUAAUACCUAUAUGUCCGCAAUUUACAUUCUCUUAUAAAGCAGACUUGUAUGUGCGAGGUACUUGUAUGUGCAAGGUAUAUGCAAAUUGUUUUUAAUACAUCAGCUUUGUACAUUAUUUAUUUUUGAUUAAGCUGCAGCACAUCACAUUUGUUUAUUUUAAUACCAUUUUAACAAUUUUCAGUAGCAAAGGUUUUGACUUUUAUAUUCAGUUUUAUGAUACUGUGUGUUGUCUGUGCUUUUGUAUUCUCUCUGUCACAAACUACAAUAAAGUUGAGCGGUGACAAUU